Symsagittifera roscoffensis is the source of this 3045-nucleotide messenger RNA. RefSeq lists its product as uncharacterized. Lineage: Eukaryota; Metazoa; Xenacoelomorpha; Acoela; Convolutidae. The transcript has 5 exons. Gene Ontology annotation, molecular function: glycosyltransferase activity. The record is from RefSeq and is a predicted model, not a curated record. Bases 1053 to 2690 code for a protein of 545 amino acids.
GAAUUGAAAAACAUACACUGAUGGUUAUGUUAUAGUCUUGUUGGUGAAAAAUGCGUUAGUUUUCAUUCGGUAUGGUUUAUGCUUUUAAAAUCCUUGCAUACAGAGCAAAUAUCUUUGAGUCUAAUAUGCACGUUCAAACGGCGAAAAAAAUAGACACUCUUAAACUGUGGUUUUUCUGGCUGAAUUGUCAAUUGAAAAUUUAAUUCAACCAGAAUGUGUUCAUGAAAUUACUCAUUUAUUUCGCACCGUUUGGCACAAUUUUUAUUUUUCACUUUAAUGAGAUCAUUUUAAACCAUUUUUAUUUUACUGAGACAGAAACCAACAAAAGUUUACCAUACAGGAUUAAUUUCUCUGGCUCACUUAGCUAACAAAACAUACCAAAUAUGACAAACAGACUUUUGCCUUAGACAUCAAAACUCAAUUUAUCUUUGUUCGUUCUGAACUUGUUUCAAACAUUGUGCUUAUUUGAACAACAAUUAGUGCGAAUCAUCUUUAGUCAAUGUUGAUGACCUCCUAAAAUAAUUUCAGUUUGUCUCAAAUUCAAGGCAGAAGUUUAUCUCAAACAGCGAAGAACUUCUGCCGCAAAAAAUAGUCGUAAAAAAGUUUUGGCAAUCGUCAAAAUUUUUGGAUUAUUUUCUGGAUAAACGCACUAGGAAAAUGGGGAGGUAUUUAUCAAAUUGAAUAAACAAUUUAGUCGAGAAGACUCAAGUUUUUUGCGAACAGUUUACAAGAUUUUUCAUUUCGUUACCAGAAGGAUAUUUGCACAACAAGUUUCAACUUGAAACAUUCUUUGUAACUUCGUGAUUAAAAUGCCGUAUGAAAAUAAUCAAAAGUUUACUUAACCUGGCAGCAAUAGCAAACUCUUUGAUAACUUGCCGUGCCAUUUUCAUUAUUUGAGUUGCCUUAACUGCCGUUCACAACUUAUUCAGCUAAUUUGUUCUCAUUUCUUAUCUUAAAAUUUGCUUUAGGCAAAUUUGAGCAAAGUAGCUUCAUUUUUCCUUGAUUCUAACUUGGUUAUUUUUUGCUUAAUUAUGAAGCUAUCACUAAAGUAGAUGAUAAUGAUUUCCAUUACGUAUUUUUUAAUCAAUUAUUUGUUGAUUUUUUCACACCUUUACUCGUAUGUUUUCACUGUGGAUGAUAUAGUUAUUAAUCAAAAACAUGAGGAAGUCGCUACUUCAAAGAGGGAGGCCUAUGCUGCUUUGUUCUAUGGAGAAGACGAGGGGUUCUUGCUGGGCCUCCGAGUCCUCGGUCAGUCACUCAGGCAACGGGGAUCCACUCGCGAAAUGGUCGCCUUGUGUCUGCCAGACGUGUCGAAUGAGGUGAGGUUCCUGUUGGCCAGAGAGGGCUGGACCAUCUACCCUGUGAACCCGGACGACAUCAACUACGAGGGACCCUACAAGGGACACGUGGCUAAACUACUAGUACUCACACUCACCCAAUACAAAAAGAUAGUGCUGAUAGACACAGAUGUGAUCGGGUACGAGGGGGCAGAUGACAUCUUCAACUGUGGCAGCUACUGUGCCACCAUGCGACACAGCAACAUAUUCAACUCGGGAGUGAUGGUGUUAACUCCUAGCCAGACUCACUUCCACAACAUCAUCAAGAUGCUGGAGACCUGGGACCCCCUGGACCACAGUCACAAGGGGGGAGACCAGGACAUCCUCAACGUCUACUUCAGCCCCAUUACCCUCGCCCUCUCCUACAACAAGACAGACCCCAACUACAAACCCCCCACAUACGCACAACUCCCAUUCGAGUACAACAUGGACGCAGGGAUGUAUUACCUCCGGAGUUCCUGGCUGAUUCCCAGAAAGGACUUCCGAUUUCUCCACUACACCUUUGGACCCAUCCGACCCUGGCAGUGGCUCAGCUACCCUCUAUUCGACCUCAACCAUGAGUGGCAGGACAUCCGGUUCCAGCUACGAGACCCCACCAAGGAAAUGUUCACGUCAUUCUUUCGCUACUUGCCUUUCUACGCGGUGCUCUUCCUCUUCGUAAUUCGAGUCACAACUUUCCAAUCUUUUCACAGACAUCUAGCAUCCACUGUCCAUUCCUUACUCUCAUUGUCCUCCAGCGAACCCUUGCGCUGCAGUAGCGGAACUAUCAUGUGCGUCUGUAAAAACGUCUUCUCAAUGACCGUUUAUGUUUUCCCAAUUUAUUUUCGCUUCUGCAAAAUGCUGACAUUUAUUUCUGUUUUAAUGUGCGUCCCCAUUUCGAUUUACAUGGUUCCAAUGCACGUUCGGCCUUUAGUAGGAUGGCUAAUGUUCACCUUUUCGUUUACAGUUUUGAUUGCUCAUAUUUUUGAGUUCACGUUUUGGUUUUGCCAUUAUGGCUGUUAUGGGUCCAUGCACGGGGGAGCCACCCGCGAAUGUCCCCCUGUUUCUAACUCUGGGGGGAGGAGACACACACUUAGACAAUCAAAUCACCGCCAAUAUCUACACAGCGCUCAUUUGAAGUUCGUCUUAAUCACUUUUUUCUAUGUUUUACUGGGUCUUGCUAUUGUAAUUAAUGUCGGAAGUUUCGCAAGCCGAGUUAAAACUGCGGUGCUCAUUGGACUAUUCUAUCUUGGAUUUCUCUAUUAUUCGAUCGAUUCUUUAGUAGGAUUAUAUACGCAUUACACUCUUCCAAGCAACAACUCGCACCAUGUUUCGAAAAGAAGUGAAGACAGCUCUCCUAUUUUGGAACCUUGAAAAUCGUCGCAAAGUCGGAUCAAAUUUUAUUCUGUAACUAGGUGAGUUCUGAUUCGGCUGCUUAUACUUUGUACAAAGAUGCACACCUGUUUUGUGGCGUGAACAAUCGCAUAACGCAAAAACUUGAUGAAAUUUUUGUCUGACCGAAAGUGCUUUUAGAAGAAAAGUAAUCAUGACAGACUGCUUUUAGCGAAGUGCUCCUUACAACUUCAUAUCCUAUGUUAUCUAUCUAUAUCACGUGAUUUUAUCUCUAGCAUUGUUGUACUUUUCACUACUUGCGCAUUUUAACUUCAGGUUCCUUUAUUAUCGUUUAAAUUACCAUUUGUAGAAUCCUGAAAUUCAAUUUUGCUGAAAA